CACUGCCAAGGUGACCAAGCCACAGGCUACAACAAUCUCACUCACCCCUCCUCCUGUCGAUCAGACUGUACGUAUAUGAAUGAAAGACAUCAGCGUCGUGCUCAAAGGUGCAUGGUGUCAUUCGUACCCAAACAAGGAAGCGGCUCCAAACAGCAAAAACCAUAGGUUCGUCUGGGGAAGGAGGAAAAGGAAACUCACACGCCUCGUCUCAAAAGCUGCUCCCACGAAUUCGUGGAGCAGCAACCAAACCUCGCGUCGCACCCCAAGGCGAGCGAAGGCGGCCAAACCCCAAGGAAAACGAAAAACCCAGCCGACCACCACUCCCUGUCUCCCUGCAGAUCACCUCGCCAUCUCCCUCCUACUCCUCUCCUCGCACGCGGGGUCGCCAUGCCCCAUUGCCACUGCCGCUGCUGAGUGCCGCCGUGGGAGGAUCCGCCCGCAGCGCAGGCCAGCUGCUUCUCCGCUGGAGUCUGGAGCACGCGCGCCGGGGCGCAUGGACCCGGCCUCCGAAGAGCUCGACCGCCGCAGCCGCUACCUGAGCGCGCUCGUGCGCCGCGCCAAGCUCGCCGACCCGCCGCAGCCCGAGCCGGAGCCGGAGCCGGAGCCGGAGGUGGUGGAGACCAAGGCGAAGGCGAAGGCGGGCGUGGAGCCGGAGCUGAAGGCGUCGCCGCGCCCGCACGUCGGCGGCGAGGGUAAGGGAGUCAAGGAGGAGGCCAAGGCGUCGGCGGCGGUGAAGGCCAGGGGUGAAGUGAAGGCGGCGGAGGGGAGGAAGGUGGCGGUGUGCGUGCGUGCGGCGGACAUGCCGCUGCCGCUGCAGCGGCGCGCCGUCCGGAUCGCCGUCGAGGCCGUCGCCGCCAUGCCGCGGCUCGAGAGCAAGCGCCUCGCGCUCGCGCUCAAGAAGGAUUUCGAUACAACAUAUGGGCCUGCAUGGCACUGCAUUGUCGGCACAAGCUUUGGUUCCUAUGUUACUCACUCAUUGGGAGGUUUCUUGUACUUCUCCGUUGACAAGGCCUACAUUCUUCUCUUCAGAACUGCCGUCCAGCCACUUGCUCAGCCGCAAUGAGACCUGGGAUUCUGUUUACUCAAACAAGUGUAGAUGCAGCGCAAAUUGUAACUUUGAACAGAAUAGAUGAUGUUCAACACACCUUGGUGCCGCGUUUAAUUUUCAUCUGUACACAAAACCGUAGAACAGCCAUGCCUCUGUAACUUCUGCGUUGUACUGUGCUGCUGACCUGCUGUGUAAACGUUCUUGUGCUGUGUCCUGGAGUUACAGAGCCUGACUGUCAGAUCUCAAUCUCCAGCUUUACUUUGUGGUUACUCAUUCGAGCUA
This is a messenger RNA of Sorghum bicolor (sorghum), 1330 nucleotides long. Its product is annotated as DNA translocase FtsK 1. Gene Ontology annotation, molecular function: dynein intermediate chain binding; dynein light intermediate chain binding. The record is from RefSeq and is a predicted model, not a curated record. Gene Ontology annotation, cellular component: dynein complex. The transcript is spliced from 2 exons. Bases 80 to 1063 code for a protein of 327 amino acids. Gene Ontology annotation, biological process: microtubule-based process. Lineage: Eukaryota; Viridiplantae; Streptophyta; Magnoliopsida; Poales; Poaceae.